Pochonia chlamydosporia 170 is the source of this 1245-nucleotide messenger RNA. RefSeq lists its product as hypothetical. The record is from RefSeq and is a predicted model, not a curated record. The transcript is spliced from 4 exons. Bases 1 to 1245 code for a protein of 414 amino acids. Lineage: Eukaryota; Fungi; Ascomycota; Sordariomycetes; Hypocreales; Clavicipitaceae.
AUGAAGACUAGUCUUGUGCUUCUGGCGGCGUUGCGUUUCGCGCUUGCGAAGCCUUCGUUGGGAGAGGCUCUGUCUCUGAUGCCCUCUUGUGCGCUGCCGUGUGUUGUUACCGCUGCGGGCGCAUCGUCAUGUUCUAUUACAGACCUACCGUGUCUUUGCGAAAACGAGCCUCUACAACAAAACAUUACGAAUUGCGUCCUGGGAAGCUGCUCCAUAAAAGAAGCUCUCUUCACCAAGAACCUCACCAGCACAACCUGCGGAAACACACCACGCAACCGCUCCAACCAACUCAUCCUGCUAUCCAACACGCUCGGCACCAUAACCGGCCUCCUCGUCCUGCAGCGCUUUCUGUUCAAAAUUUCCUGCAAGCUCGACAUCUUCCUCGAAGACUGGUUCGCCCUCCUGACAACCGUUGUCGGCGUGCCAGCCACAGUCAUCAACCGCUACGGCCUGCCGCCCAACGGGAUCGGCCGCGAUGUAUGGACUCUCACCGGCGAGCAGAUUACUAGCUUCGGCAAAUUCUUCUAUGCCAUGGAGGUAAUCUACUUCAGCCAAGUCGGUCUGCUGAAGCUGUCGCUGCUGUUCUUCUACAUACGCCUGUUUUCAUCGUCUGGCGCCGUGAUGCGCAAUAUGCUUUGGGCAACGACCAUUUUCACAAGUCUAUUCUGCGUGGCGUUUGUUUUGGUUGCCAUUUUCCAGUGUAAGCCCAUAAGUCACUUUUGGAAUAAAUGGGACGACAAGAACGGGACGUGUCUGAGUAUCAAUGCCAUUGCGUGGUCCAACGCGGGGAUUAGCAUUGCGCUGGACUUCUGGAUGCUGGCUAUUCCGGUGUCGCAGUUGAAGAAGAUGCAGCUGAGUUGGAAGAAGAAGCUUGGCGCGAUGAUCAUGUUUGGCACGGGCACAUUUGUUACCGUCGUGAGUAUCCUGCGGCUACAUUUGCUCGUUCGCUUCGGCUCAGACUCGCUCAAUCCAACGUGGGAAUACUUCGAUAUUACGUGCUGGUCGACGGUCGAGAUGAACAUUGGCAUUAUAUGUAUUUGUCUGCCGUCGCUGCGACUCAUGCUGAUACGUACGUUUCCGAGAUUGAGGGACACAAUACAGCAGUAUUAUGCGAAAUAUGGCACCGGGUCUGUAUCUGCGGCGACGAUGAGGAGGGAGAGGUGGUUGAGUGGUGGGCAGACUGGCAUAAGUCUCGAUAGUGUGGCGCCGCCGCUUGUCCCGGCCAAGGAUGGGCCAAAGGCGUAG